Molecule: messenger RNA, 3144 nt
Organism: Zea mays
Lineage: Eukaryota; Viridiplantae; Streptophyta; Magnoliopsida; Poales; Poaceae
Exons: 1
Coding region: 1248-2702 (484 amino acids)
Biological process (GO): positive regulation of growth
Source: RefSeq, a predicted model, not a curated record
AUGAAAUGAGAUAUCCUGCCGAAAUCGGUACUCGUGAGUCCCGAUCUAGGUUGUAGUGGUAGAAACUCUCAAACCCAGUGGGUUAAGCAACUUAACCUCGCACUGAGCCCGGACAAACAGAUAACACGAGGUCGCUUAGUCUAUCUCCAACUAUUUCUCCUUCCAAAUCCCCCUAUUUAUACCUUCUAUUCAUAUUUAAAUAUCCCUUCCUCAUCCAUUCUUGAUUCUUCCUCCUAUUUUUUGUCCUCUCCAACCAAUCCAUCCAUUCAACUUCCCUUCACUCUUUAACUGAAUUAUUUAUCUUUUAUAUAUCAGUUUUGGAAUUUUAAAAAAUAAUACUAUAUUUGUAGUACUAUAAUACACAUUGUUAUAUAUUAAUUAUACUAAAAAUAUUGAUUUUACAGUUAAAGCACUAAUUAACGAAACGGGGAGAUGUGCAGUGGAGCACGUGGUCACAUGCGCUAGCCCGCACAAUGGGCUCCGUUGGAGCGGCCAGCACUCCAUUCCUACACCGGCCGAGGGACAGGAGGAGGAGGCCGGUGUGGUGUUGGAGACUAUCUCCAGCAAAUUUUAUAUCUCACUCUUUAUUUUAAAUUUUAUUUUACAAAUAAUAUAAUAUAUAGUGUAAAAUAAUAUUUUAUACCGUCAUUUGCACUAUUGUUAGAGAUGAACUUAUCUCCACUCCCCACCCGACCCCGGAAAUAAAGAAAGCUCACGCUUCAACCAACGCUGCGUGCGUCCCCUUCAGCUUCAGGUAAGCGCGCGCCUACCAUUCGGACCAGGCAUUCCCACGGGGCGACCGUGUCUUCCUCCUCGGUCACACACCAUCGCCGUCGCCACCUCUAUCUCCUUCUCCGUCUCUCUUAUCUAUUCUCUGCAGGGGCAUCAGCAAUAAGUUCGCGGUCGCCUUUCUCUCCUCUCUGCCCCAGGGCGAGAGACCUAAGCCAGAACAGCACUACCACCACCGCCGGUAUAUAAAGAGGCUCCCUUCGUCACCCGUACCGGAUUACCAACCCAACCGAACCUGUACCGGGCGGCGGGCGCAAAACCGCGUGGAGCACCAGCGAGGCAUCGGCCGACAGCGUUGAAGCUCUACCUAGCGGGAUGUAUUUCUUCAUGUCUGGUAGUAUAACAAGCCACUGAGGAGAGCGGGCACGGAGCUUCGAUCGAGCAGUGGCGUUGCAGCACCUGAGCGAGAAAGUGAGCUGAGGCUGGGAGAGGGAGGGAGGGGUCAUCACAGUUCAUCCAUGGUUGUGCUUGUCCAGAAGCCGUGGCUGCCCAUCGACCUGCGUCUGCCGGCAGGGCCGCAGGCGUCGCUGGGCAUCCUGGCGUUCGAGGCGGCGGCGGCCAUGUCCAGGCUGCUGUCGCUGCACCGGUCAUUGUCGGACCAGGAGGUCUCCCGGCUGCGCUCCGACGUCAUGCGCUCGCCGGCCGUGGCGUACCUCAACUCCACCGACCAGGCGUUGCUCCUCAAGCUGGCCUGCGCCGAGUUGGUCGUGUCGCUGGACGCCGCGGCCGCCGCCGUCGCACGCCUCGGCCUGCGGUGCGGCCUCGACUUUGGCGGCGUGUACGCCUGCCUCAAGGCCGGCGCCCCCGAUGCGCGUCUUGAUCCGCUCGUGGCCAAGGGGCUCAGGGUCAAGGCCAAGAAGAUGGAGCGCCUCGUCGCCGCCACGGCCAAGCUCUGCUCCGAGAUGGAGGCGCUCGACGAACUGGAGUCCGCCGAGCGGAAGAUGAGCGUCCAGGGCUGGAGCCGCCUCAGCGGCCCCAUCCCGCAGCAGCCACAGGCGGCGGCCCAGCAGCAGCAACUGUUGGCCAAGGAUUCACCCGGCGCGGAGUCGCUUCGGCAGGAGCUCAAGACGCAGCAACUCAAGGUGAAGCGCCUCAAGGAGGAGUCCCUGUGGAACGAGAGCUACAAGAAGGCCGUGGGGCUCAUGGCGCGCGCCGCCUGCGCGGUGUUCGUACGCAUCUGCUCCAUCUUCGGCCCAUUCGUCCCCGGCCUCCCGCCGCCGCUGCCGUCGGCCACCACGGACAGCGUCCAGACCCGGCUGUCGAAGCUGCUGCACCCGCGAUUGGGGAAGACGAAGGCGUCGUCCGGGCCGAUCACGCGUCGGGACGGCCCCUCCCACCGCGUGCACCCGCCGAUGAGCAGCAACUCGUGCCCGAUCAUCGGGCGCCACCUGCCUGGCCACAACCCCCACACCAACUGGCGCAAGCUCCUGGACGCACCGCCCAGCACCGUCGGGAGCGCGGGGCUGGACCAGCAGUACGCGAACGUGAUCGCGUCCGCGGAGGAGCUGCUGCGGAUGGAGGCUGAGGGCCGUCAGGAGGAGGCCGCCGCAGAGCGCGCCGAGAUGUACGAGAUGCUCCCGGCGAAGCUCCGCGUGGCGGUCCGGUCGAAGCUCCGGGAGUGGUGGCGCGACCCGGGCCCGCUGGACGAGGCCCUGGCGCGGGGGUGGAAGGAUGCGGUGGACCGCAUCAUGGCGUGGCUGGGGCCGAUGGCGCGCGACACGCUCCAGUGGCAGGCGGAGCGGAACAUGGACCGGACGCGCCGGUUCGACGGCGCGCCGCGCGUGUACGCGCUGCAGACGCUGCUGUGGGCGGACAAGGAAAAGGCCGAGGCGGCCAUCGUGGAGGUGCUCGUCGCGCUGAGCUGCAUCUGCUGGUACGAGGAGCGCCGGAGAGGCUCCGUCCGUGUCGGUUGAACCGUUCGACGCCUUCUUGCCCUCGCUCGUCCGGAUCGGACGCUUUUUCUCCCUUCUGCGUUUGUCAAAGCUUUGAUUUGGAGAGUUGAUAUUUUUUUGAGCCAGUAGUAGUAUAUAAGAAGUAGAAGUUAGAACGGAGGCGGUGAUGCGCUCGGCUCAACGGAUGGCGAAAACACAAGACUGUACUAUCACUAUCAGCAGUAACAGUUGAAACGAAAAUUGGUUUUCACGUUGGGGCCUGUCUCCCUUCUCUCAUCGGUAUCGUGCCGGUGACAGAGUCCGGUGUACAGAAAGUAAGGAUUGUGCAAUAUACCAGCGGGUGUUUGGAAUCAAAGUAUUUUUAUAGUUUUGAGACAAAACUAUGAUAGUACUUUUUCCAAAAAUGUUUGGCUACCUUGUAAAAAACUCUAUUUUGAAUACCAUGGUUUUAUAGAUAUCAUGA